CCUCAUUAAGCUGACAUGGCAGACCGGCCAGGGGAUUUCCACCACUGCAUCGUCAGAUAUAAUUGGUUUAAUGAGACUCGGGCCCCGCAAUUUUGAUUAUCAUCAGUAAUUUCUAGCUAGAAUUGCUUAGUGGGCUUAAAAAAAAUUUUUUUUUUUAACGGCUGCGUCCUAAUCCUUGUUUUCUCAAACAGUCGAUGCACUUUUCAAAUCCGUGAAAGUGAUACCGCGUGUUUUAGGACAAGCGUCAAGGGAUGGCUAGCCGGAGCGGCCCAAACAGUGAGCGCACUGUCCGACAGGUUUGUUCUUUCCCAGGUAGAAAAGGCUGCGCUGGCUGCAACACCUCAGUCCUGGACGGGGCAGAGACUUUGGGCUUUCUCAACCUGAUUCCGUCCGUUGUCUUUUAAAAGCACUUAGGGUGUUAGUUUGAAAAAGAACUCUUUGACAAAGCAGUGGGCUCAGACUGCCAGGUCCUCCUUAUCAUAACAUCCUCUCCUACGAGGCAGGCUGUUUGUACUGAAGCUCUCUGACUGCCGUCGGACUACGUGGUGUGUGUGUGUGUGUGUGUGAGAGAGAAAAAGAGAGGAGGCUCCAUUUGCUCUGCUUACUCAGCUCUGUCAUCGACCUCACAUGCCGCGGUGGCCUUCAGUACGGUUCGUCUGUUAUGGACUUUAGAGUGGAUAUCCUGAGGCUGCUGGAUUCCAUUUAUUUCUCACACGGACUUAAAACCGAGACAUGGAGAACAGAGAGACGCUGCGUGGGCUGCAGAAGAUGGAGGAUCGGCCGGAGGAGCGCAUGAUCCGUGAGAAGCUUAAGGCCACCUGUAUGCCCACCUGGAAACAUGAGUGGCUGGAGAGGAGGAACAAGAGAGGCCCAGUGGUUGUAAAGCCCAUUCCCUUGCGGCCAGACAGCAAUGAAGUUGGACGUCUGGGGCUUGAGAUGGGCAGCGACACCGCGAGCAACUCUUCAUCUCAGUGCAGAGGUCGUCGCAGCCCAUCACCCGGACCUUCCUCAUCCUCCAUCUCUUCCAGUUCCUCAUCUACCAAGACAGCAGGGAAACCUGAGUCCCCAGGCGUCCGCAGGAAGAGGGCAUCCCCGGUUCCCUUUCAGAGCGGCAGGGUAACACCACCUCGACGGGCGCCAUCACCUGACGGCUUCUCUCCGUACAGUCCCGAAGAGACGAAUCGCAGGGUCAACAAGGUCAUGAGGGCCCGCCUUUACCUGCUCCAGCAAAUUGGACCUAACUCCUUCCUGAUUGGAGGAGACAGCCCAGACAAUAAAUACCGUGUGUUCAUUGGACCUCAGACCUGCAGCUGCGGUCGAGGGGCGUUCUGCAUCCAUGUGCUUUUCGUCAUGCUGAGAGUCUUCCAGCUGGAGUCGUCCGAUCCACUGCUCUGGAGAAAGACACUCAAAAACUUUGAGGUGGAGAGCUUAUUCCAGAAGUACCACAACCGGAGGAGCUCACGAAUCAAAGCCCCGUCUCGCAGCACCAUCCAGAAGUUCGUGUCGCGCAUGUCCAACUCUCAUACCACCUGCACGUCCAGCUCCUCACCCUCCAGCAACGAGAGCAGCAUGAAGGACGAGGAAGAGCAGAUGUGUCCGAUCUGUCUGCUGGACAUGCUAGAUGAGGAGAGUCUGACUGUGUGUGAGGAGGGCUGCAGGAACAAGCUGCACCACCACUGCAUGUCAAUAUGGGCGGAGGAAUGUCGGAGAAACCAAGAAGCCCUGAUCUGCCCUCUGUGUAGGGCCAAGUGGAAGUCACAUGAUUUUUACAGUCAUGAUCCAGCGUCUACAACGGAAAGCUCCAUAAGUCGCUCUCAGAGCCUGGUAUCUUCAUCCACCGCGUCAUCGUCCUCCCACGCUGAAGGUCAGAGGGCCGCUCACGAGGGAGACUUCUCUCUCCCGCAUUACGGAGUGCAGCAAAUCCCUCCGACUUAUAAAGAACUGGCCGAGCCUUGGAUCAAGGUGUUUGGUAUCGAGUUGGUCGGCUGUCUGUUCUCCCGGAACUGGAACAUCAGAGAGAUGGCGCUCCGGAGGCUGUCGCAUGACGUGAGCGGCGCCUUGCUCCUGGCUAACGGCGAGCACUCGAUGGCGAACGCGGCGACCGGGGCAGGGGCGGGUAUCGGAGCGGCAGGAAGCGAAGUCUCAGGGGAAGUGGUGGUGGAGUCGUGCUGCAGCGUUCUCUCCAUGGUGUGCGCAGACCCAGUGUACAAAGUCUACGUAGCUGCGCUGAAAACCCUGCGGGCCAUGCUGGUCUACACGCCAUGCCACAGUCUGUCGGAGCGCAGUCGCCUGCAGCAGCUGCUCCGGCCCGUGGUCGAGACCAUCUUGGUUAAAUGUGCCGACGCCAACAGUCGCACCAGCCAGCUGUCCGUGUCCACUCUCCUGGAGCUGUGUAAAGGCCAAGUUGGAGAGCUUGCUGUUGGUAGAGAGAUUCUCAAAGCAGGUUCUAUGGGGAUAGGUGGAGUGGACUAUGUGCUGAACUGUAUCCUGGGUUCCCAGACGGAGGCGAAUAACUGGCAGGCGCUUCUAGGCCGCUUGUGCCUGAUUGACAGGUUGCUGCUGGAGUUUCCUGCCGAGUUCUACCCCCAUAUCGUCACAGCCGCAGACUGCGGACAUCCCCAGAAUCAGGUGGAGAGGUACCAGAAAUUACUGCGUCUGCUGGGCUUUGCGCUGCAGUCCAUCGAUAACUCUCACUCCAUGGUAGGGAAGCUGUCGCGCCGCGUGUUCCUGAGUGCCGCCCGCAUGGUGGCCCGCGUCCCCCACGUCUUCGUCAAACUUCUGGACAUGCUGAGUGUCACCAGCUCCACCCAUUAUGCCCGUAUGCGUCGGCGUCUCCUGGCCAUUGCCGAGGAGAUGGACAUCCUGGAUGCCUUGCACCUUGGCCUUGAGGAUGUACAGGGGGGUGCUGGGACGCACUGCGACGCCUUUCUGGACCCCGCAGCUCCUCACAACUCGCCCGUUUCCACAGAGAGGAACUCGCCCACUCACUGCGUGCCGGAAAAGCCCUGCGGUAAAGUCGCUCGAUGUGGAGCGGCUAGUGCCAAAACCAUAGACGACAUGUCGGACAGGUUGGCAUGCAUCACCACUGGACCUGCUGACCCCCCAAAACCGCCAGUUCAACAGCGCGGCCCCAUCAGACCCCUGAGCCAGUGUCUUAAUUCACAUUCGCCCUCCUCCAGUCAGCCACCCCCACUCCCCUCCCCUUCUACCUCUCAAGCCAGGCCACAAGGUUUUGUCCCUGGCAAGCUCACUAACUGUUCCCCCGGUGCCCAGCGUAAAUUCCCAAUUCCUAAGGGUGCUAGUGGAGGAGGGACCAACAAAGACACCGACAAGCUGCCUUCUCCUGUGUUCUCCCAAGCCAGGCCUCUGCCUCCCAACCACAUUCAUCGUCCCAAACCCUCAAGGCCCUCUCUUUCUCCUUCCACCUCUUGUGAGGCAGCUAAAGCUCAGUGCCAGGCUCACAAAGGCAAUAUGAAGCUCGAUCUUCAGGACAUUUCUCCAGGACAUGAAAGUUCAAGGUGCAGUGCUAGCUCUGGGUUCGUCCCUAGCGAGGAUUCGGUCUUCACGCCCGUGGACGAUAAGUUCCACGGCCUGGACGCUUCUGCAGAGCUCAACUCCAGCAUGGAGGAUCUCCUGGAAGCGUCCAUGCCGGCGGCGGACAGCACGGUGACGUUCCAGUCGGAGGUGGCGGUGUUGUCACCCGAGCAGACCGGUUCGGACGACGCGUACUGCCAGGAUGUGACGCAGAACCAGAAGUGCAAGGAGAAAAUGGAGGCCGAAGAAGAGGAGGCGCUGGCGGUCGUCAUGGCGAUGUCAGCAUCCCAGGAUGCGCUACCCAUCAUCCCGCAGUUGCAGGUGGAGAAGGAGGAGGACGUCAUCAUCAUACAGGUGGAUACACCAGAGACGCUGCCUGGUCAUACCAAAGCAAAACAGCCCUACCGUGAGGGUGCCGAGUGGCUGAAGGGUCAGCAGAUCGGUUUGGGCGCGUUCUCGUCCUGCUACCAAGCUCAGGACGUCGGCACCGGAACGCUGAUGGCCGUCAAACAGGUGACCUAUGUGAGGAACACGUCCUCUGAGCAGGAGGAGGUCGUAGAGGCACUGCGGGAGGAGAUUCGGAUGAUGAGCCACCUCGAUCACCCCAACAUCAUCCGCAUGCUGGGUGCGACCUGCGAGAAGAACAACUACAACCUGUUUGUGGAAUGGAUGGCAGGUGGCUCUGUGUCUCAUCUACUGAACAAGUACGGUGCCUUUAAGGAAGGUGUGGUGAUCAACUAUACAGAGCAGCUGCUCCGAGGUCUGGCCUACCUCCACGAGAAUCAGAUCAUCCACCGUGACAUCAAAGGUGCCAAUCUGCUGAUUGACAGCACAGGCCAGAGGCUGCGGAUAGCCGACUUUGGCGCAGCGGCGAGGCUGGCGUCCAAAGGCACGGGCGCGGGAGAGUUCCAGGGCCAGCUGCUCGGUACCAUCGCCUUCAUGGCCCCGGAGGUGCUGAGAGGCCAGCAGUACGGCCGGAGCUGUGACGUGUGGAGCGUGGGAUGUGCCAUCAUCGAGAUGUCGUGUGCCAAGCCACCGUGGAAUGCAGAGAAGCACUCCAACCACCUGGCACUCAUAUUCAAGAUCGCCAGUGCCACCACAGCACCCAGCAUCCCUCCUCACCUCUCUCCAGGUCUGAGAGACGUCACACUGCGCUGUCUGGAGCUGCAGCCUACCGACCGGCCGCCCUCUCGCGAGCUCCUCAAACACCCAAUCUUCCGCCACAACUGGUAACACUGAGUGUCCAGGAACUACUGAAGCGCCUGUCCGGGCCGCCCCCCCUUCACUGCUGUCUUCCCCUCUGCACUAGCACUAGCACUAGCUUAGCACAGACAUAUAUGUAUAUACACACACACACACUGAGCCCUUUACUGCUGUAGCCUCAACAAAUAAUGCAAAAGCAGCCCAUCGAGUGCCUUUACAACAAAGCGUCAUGUCUCUUUGGUGCAUUCUGUUUGUGUGUUAAACCAAGUCUUCGCUCCUUCCUGCAUCGUCUGUUGCCGUUUCAAUCACAGGAAGGCGCUAAAAAGCUUUUUUGUUUGUUUUUUUUGUAAUGAAAUCUAUGUAACUGGAGCAAGAUGAUUAUUAUAAUUUUUUUUUUUUUUUUACAAGUAAAGGUGUAAUAAUCUUGUUUUAACUGGUGGAAUCUUUUGCAUUUAUCCGUUUCUUUAGAUUUGUGCAUUUUACUGUCGGGCCAUCAUGUUUUUCUUUUUGCGACAUGUAAAAAGCACCACGAACGGGUUUCAGGGAAAGGUGACGCUACAACAGAAAUUUAGCCAUUUCAGCUAGCGUUAACGCUCAUUGUGAAUGCUCAGAACGCUGGUAUCUGUCUGAACGUACGGUUUCUGAUUUUAAGCCUCAGCGGAAAUCCCGUGUAACGAUAUCUGAUUUUCUACGUGUUGUAAAAUGGGCGGAGUCAAGGAUGCAUUUAUUAACUUUCUGAGUUUAGCUAUGUUUUUGAUUUCGAGACCAGCAAUCGUCUUGAACCUCAUAACUCGUGAUGUUACGUCAAAAAACAUCGAUUUGCAGUUGACUUUCCUUCGGGUUCUGUGAUUAGCAUGUUAGCAUGUACAUGAGCCUUUGUUGUAAACGGUCAUUUUAUUCAGAACAGUUUUUUUUUUUUUUUGUUGUUUUUUAAGCUGCAUUCUUGGUGCUGUUCAAUCCGAUGCUAAUAAUCUUGGCGAUCUUGUCCUCAGCGCAUGUUUUAAGCGAGCAGUUUUGAUUCACCUCAGGCUUAAUAUAAGCGCCGUUAGCUGUGUAUGGUGGCGGGAUAUUACUGAGCUUGCGCCUUUCUUUCUUGUCAAUAUUUUUUUUUUUUUAUUAUUUCUUGCUCGAAAUACGAGUCUGCUUGUCUUUUUUCUUUUUCAGUUAGCAACACUGAACAAGUUUUUGAAUCAUGUUAAUUGUGUUAAACUCUUCAAGUGUUGAUGGUGUUCUUGUAACCUGUUAAGUGAUGAGGCUCAUUUUUGAGAAUCUAUUUUUUUUUUUUUUUUUUUUUUGCAAACCCUCCUAAUCAAAUGAAGGGGUGUCGAAAAAUUCAUGACAAUUUUUAGAGUUUUUUUUUUUUUUUAAGCAGAAGUAAAACUAUUUAACGCACGUUCUUGUGUGGGAUACAAGCCGAUCAGGCUUGAAGAGUUAAUAUGUAAAUAUAUGUGAAAUUUUUGGUAGCUAAAAUUUAUUUUACUUGACUCCUGUAUUUUUAUACCACACUUUUUCCAUAAAUACAUAUUUUUUUGUUUCUCCUCUGAGUUUAUUUUAUCUUUCUUUUUAAUGUCUAUAUGAAAAAGCUUUAAAAUUAUGCACUCUUUGUCUUUUUAUAUACUGGAAAAGAAAACGAUCAGACAAAUUCAGUCAAAUUCAUAAAUAUGCUAAUCAGUAUUACCUGUAAUUCAGUUCUUUCACUCGUUUAUUGAUUUUUCUUUCUUUUCUUGCUGUUAUGUAUUUUAUUUUACACUGAUGUAUUGUACUUUUGCCCUUUUUAUGGAUCAGAGCUGGACUGAAAUUGUGAAAUAAUGCUGUUUCUUGUCACUUGGUACUUUUUUUUUUCUUUUCUUUUUUUCCCUUCUCUUUUCUCUUUUUUAUUUUAUUUUUAUUUUGUUUUAUAUCUAUUGCUGUUUUAUUCCAGUCUCUACUACCUCAGGUGUCCUAUAGAGUUUCCUCUACCAAAGUUCACUUUCUCAAUAUAUAUAUAUAUAUAUAUAUAUAUAUAUAUAUAUAUAUAUAUAUAUAUAUAUAUAUAAUUAUAUAUAUAUAUAUAUAUAUUCUUUUGACUGUUAUUUGUUUAUUUUAAUCUCUAUUUUUCAGAUUUCCAGGGCUUAGGGGCUAAGUUUUAUAUUAGCAUUAUUUUUAUUGUGCAAAUAAACUCAUGAAACCUACGGGGUAAUGAAACAGAACGAUUGGCUUAAGCUAUAUUCUUUCAUUUUAAGCAGAUUGAAAUGUUUAAAGUUUUGACCCUAUUGGAAACCUUUUAUAAUAAAAUCGACUUAUUUUGGUGUUCGUCUUUAGCAAAUAAAAAUGGGAAAUUGGUCUUA
Messenger RNA from Clarias gariepinus (North African catfish), 7064 nucleotides. It is a transcript of the gene map3k1, whose product is annotated as mitogen-activated protein kinase kinase kinase 1, E3 ubiquitin protein ligase. The transcript is spliced from 20 exons. NCBI's taxonomy places the organism in Eukaryota, Metazoa, Chordata, Actinopteri, Siluriformes, Clariidae. Gene Ontology annotation, biological process: protein phosphorylation. Gene Ontology annotation, cellular component: cytoplasm. Gene Ontology annotation, molecular function: ATP binding; zinc ion binding; protein serine/threonine kinase activity. The coding region runs from base 733 to 4767 and encodes 1344 amino acids. The record is from RefSeq and is a predicted model, not a curated record.